Molecule: messenger RNA, 1083 nt
Organism: Aaosphaeria arxii CBS 175.79
Lineage: Eukaryota; Fungi; Ascomycota; Dothideomycetes; Pleosporales
Product: 3-dehydroshikimate dehydratase
Exons: 1
Coding region: 1-1083 (360 amino acids)
Source: RefSeq, a predicted model, not a curated record
AUGCCUUGCCGUCCAGCAAUCUCGUCUAUGUCCCUUGGAAGGUGCUAUGCCGGCCACUCGAUCGAGCACAAGCUAUCCAUGGCCGCAAAACAUGGCAUCGAAGGCAUCGAGCUCUUCUAUGAAGAUCUGGCAGACCUUGCUACAAGUCGAUACUCCUCCGACCUCUACGCUGCCGCAAGAUACGUUCGUUCUCUUUGCACAUCGCUCAAUAUCGAAAUCCUAUGUCUGCAACCGUUCAUGCACUACGAAGGACUGCGAGACAGGCAAAGACACGCAGAAAGGAUAGAUGAGAUAAAGGUCUGGAUGGAUGUGGUGAAGAUCCUUGAUACAGAUGUCAUCGCAGUCCCAUCAUCAUUUCUUCCCAAGGAGGAGAUCUCUGGUGAUAUGAACCUUAUCGUAUCCGACCUCCGAGAGCUGGCAGACCUAGGUCUCCAACAAACACCCGUCAUAAGAUUUGCGUACGAGAGUCUUUCCUGGGGUACAUAUAUCAACAAGUGGGAACAGAGCUGGGAGAUCGUGCAGAGGGUCGACAGAGAAAACUUUGGUCUUUGUCUUGAUACCUUUAACAUCCUUGGUCGUAUAUAUGCCGACCCUGAGUCGCCCACCUUCUGCACACCUAAUGCAGAUCAAGAUGUUGCCGAGUCGGUGCAGAGGUUAUUGGCAAAAUCUGGGCCUCCUAAGGAUAAGAUUUUCUUCAUGCAGAUUGUGGACGCUGAAAAGCUCUCUUCCCCCUUACUUCCCGGCCAUCCAUUCUACAAACCAGAGCAGCCAUCCAGGAUGAGCUGGAGCAGGAACUGCAGGCUGUUUUAUGGUGAAAGCGACAAGGGGGCCUACCUCCCUGUCAAAGACGUGGCAGAGGCCAUUAUCAACGGGAUCGGAUAUGACGGCUGGGUGAGCAACGAACUCUUUAACCGAGCCAUGGAAAGGACGGACGAGGGUGUUGUAGAGGAACUGGCAGAGAGGUCGAAGGUCGGAUGGCAUAAGUUGGUGGCUGACCUUGGCCUUAAGAUUGAACGGCCACAACCUACUAUUCAGAGGAAAGACAGUGGGCAAGACAUUGCCCAUCAUGAUUCCAGACUUUAA